Molecule: messenger RNA, 1968 nt
Organism: Ciona intestinalis (vase tunicate)
Lineage: Eukaryota; Metazoa; Chordata; Ascidiacea; Phlebobranchia; Cionidae
Product: 2-(3-amino-3-carboxypropyl)histidine synthase subunit 1-like
Biological process (GO): protein histidyl modification to diphthamide
Molecular function (GO): 2-(3-amino-3-carboxypropyl)histidine synthase activity
Source: RefSeq, a predicted model, not a curated record
UGUGUGUGGUGAUGAGGGAUUGGGGGCAAUGUGUAGUGUGGAUACCAUUGUUGAAGUCACUGAGGAAAUUAUAAACCGUGACCAACGUACAUAAGAGCAUUUUAUCAUGUGCAAUAAAUUGUUAGUUCAUUACCACCUGCAUUUUUAUAAAUUAUUUAUUGUUUCAGAACAAUGAGGUAGAUAAGUAAAACUGAAAUGGAGCCAACCAAAGCUGAAGUAACUACAGUUGUGAAAGCCAACCCAAUUCGAAAAAGAUUUGGUCCCAAUUCAAGGGCAAACAUUCCCAACAAGGUGCCAGAUGAAAUUUUAAAUGACCCAAAGCUACAACUUGCUGUGUCUGUUCUACCAAAGAAUUAUGAAUUUGAGAUCUACAAGACUGUAUGGAGAGUUCAGCAGUCUGGAGCUAAAAGGGUGGCUCUGCAGUUCCCUGAAGGGUUGCUCAUGUUUUCAUGUAUUAUAUCUGACAUAGUUGAGACCUUUACUACCGCUGAUACUGUGAUAAUGGGUGAUGUUACUUAUGGCGCUUGCUGUGUGGAUGACUACAGUGCAAGAGCAUUGGGAUGUGACUUCAUGGUUCAUUAUGGCCACAGUUGUCUUGUUCCUAUUAACAACAUGCCAGAUAUGAAGAUGCUGUACGUGUUUGUUCAUAUAAAGAUAGAUAACACUCACUUUGUGGAAACUGUGAAAUUAAAUUUUGAAAAAGGUUCAAAAAUUGUUCUGGUGAGCACUGUGCAGUUUAUAACUUCUGUUCAAUCAACAAAACAAGAACUUGCAAGUGAAGGAAUUGAAGUUGUUAUCCCACAAUGUAAACCUUUAUCUCCUGGUGAAGUGUUGGGGUGUACAUCCACUAAACUUGGUGAAAUUAAAGCGGAUGCGUUGAUCUAUUUAGGAGAUGGGCGCUUCCAUUUAGAAUCCAUUAUGAUUUCCAACCCUGAGAUUCCUGCAUAUGCAUAUGAUCCUUACAGUAAGAAGUUUACUAGAGAAAGAUAUGACCAUCAAACCAUGCUAAAAACAAGGAAAUCUGAGAUCGACAGAGCCUCAAAAGCAGAUAAAUGGGCAAUUAUCUUAGGCACUCUUGGAAGACAAGGGUCGCUAAAAGUUAUGAAUUACCUCAAGGAGUCAAUUGAAUCUUCAGGCAAAUCUGUUAUAACUGUUCUUCUAUCUGAGAUCUUUCCGAAUAAACUGAAAUUAAUGCCAGGUAUAGAUGCUUGGGUUCAAAUCGCUUGCCCAAGAUUAUCCAUAGACUGGGGCACUGCCUUUGAUAAACCGCUACUCAACCCAUAUGAGGCUUCCGUAGCGCUAAACAAAGCAGAGUAUAGGAAAAUAUAUCCAAUGGAUUUUUAUGCAAAUGAUAGCAGUGGGGCAUGGACGCCUAAUAACUCAGUUCACCGCCCUGUUCCUGUGCGUAAAAGUAAAGCUAAACUUAAUUCAAAUGGUGAUAAAAAGGUUAAAAGUUAAUUCCUUUUGGUUUAAUGGUUUACUUCAUUUUUAAGUCACUGAACUGUUUUAUUUCUGUUUAGUUUUAAACUAUGUGGAGUUAUUUAAAGUGCCUGUGACAUAAUUUAAUACAUCAAUUACGAACAACGAUUUAUUAAUGUAACUAAAAUUUAUGUGAUGGAUAGUUACAAAUUUAUGUUUGGUGAUAUCCUAUGCAAUGUAAUACAAUACUAGGAUGGUAAAAAUUGUUUUAGUUUGGCUCCAAACUGCUCUUGGUAUAUUCAACAAGCCUGGGUGUGUUUUAAGUCUUAUAACCAUGUCUAUUUAGGUCUCAAACUCAUUGCUUAUUUAUGGCAUACCACCCUGAAUAACUAAUAUACAAUUUAAAAUUUAAUUACAACUUUUACUGUACUGUUUUGUGCAAAUUGUUUUAAAAUAGCUGUUUUAUGCUUAAGGCUACCACCAAUAAGACAACUGUUAUAUAACAUAGUUGUCUCCACACUCAAUAAACAAGCACAGUUCUUAAUGAUA